Toxorhynchites rutilus septentrionalis is the source of this 1055-nucleotide messenger RNA. RefSeq names its product adrenodoxin-like protein 2, mitochondrial (gene Fdx2). Gene Ontology annotation, cellular component: mitochondrion. The record is from RefSeq and is a predicted model, not a curated record. Gene Ontology annotation, biological process: P450-containing electron transport chain; positive regulation of oxidoreductase activity. Gene Ontology annotation, molecular function: 2 iron, 2 sulfur cluster binding. The coding region runs from base 238 to 756 and encodes 172 amino acids. Lineage: Eukaryota; Metazoa; Arthropoda; Insecta; Diptera; Culicidae. The transcript is spliced from 2 exons.
GUGACGGCAAGUAGUUGUUCUUUAGUGAACCAUGCGUGCAGAUGUACUUGGUUUCUAUUUAAAAGUAUUCACAGGGCCGUGAAUGCUGCACAGUGAUUCUUAAUAUCUUUCACACGUUUUAAUGUUGUUUUCUCUCGAAAAGCGUUGAAUUGUGCAUUAAGACCAGGCGAUACACAUUUUUUGGCGAAUCGAUACGCCGCUACUUGAGACAACGCCUGUCUUCGAUCAAAAGAAACUAUGUUUAAGUUGAUUACAUCACGUCUCGCUCAGCAAACACUACGGAAAAGCUUUGGUACACGCUGUUGGCUGGUGGAAGCUGUUGAUGGCAAAGGUAGCAUUCCGCCACAACAGACCCGGAGGAUUCAUAGCAUCUCCCGGAAUUUGUCCACAUCCCAGCCAAACCUACAGAAAGAUGAAGUUGAAAUCACAUUCGUACGCUCGGACGGAGAGCGGAUAAAGGCCAAGGGUAAAAUCGGCGACUCCCUGCUGGAUGUGAUUGUCAACAAUCAGAUAGACCUGGACGGCUUCGGUGCCUGCGAAGGAACGUUGACUUGCUCAACCUGCCAUUUGAUAUUCUCUCAGGCCGAUUACGAUGCCCUGCCGGAAAAACCUGGUGACGAAGAGCUGGACAUGCUGGAUCUGGCCUUUGAGCUGACCGAUACCUCUCGGCUGGGAUGUCAAAUUAUGCUGAACAAAAACAUGCAGGGGAUGGAAGUGAGGGUGCCCGCGACGAUAAACGAUGCCAGGAGCAGCUAAUGGGGGUCUGCUGCAGACACAGAUGCACAUUUCGUUAGAUAGUUACAGAUUUGCUAUGGUAUGUUCCUGCUUGCUAUUAUUUUUAUUAUGUUGUUGUACAGAUGUUGAGAGAUUGGGCCGUAUGUAGUCUAUAGAUAAUUGAGAACGAGAAAACCAUAUGAAAAUUCAAGCUAUUUUUGUUGGCCUGGCAAAAAGUGACUUGACGAGUCAUGGUGCUGCCUGAGUUCAACUUGAAACGCGGUAUUUUCAAAUGUCGAAUGAACAAAUACAUUUUUAAGCAAAAUUGAGCGAAAUGCGAG